Molecule: messenger RNA, 2545 nt
Organism: Cokeromyces recurvatus
Lineage: Eukaryota; Fungi; Mucoromycota; Mucoromycetes; Mucorales; Mucoraceae
Exons: 8
Coding region: 66-2447 (793 amino acids)
Biological process (GO): regulation of DNA-templated transcription
Cellular component (GO): RSF complex
Source: RefSeq, a predicted model, not a curated record
AAAAAAAAAAAAAAAAAAUUAUAACAUUACUCAACUUAAUACAUAAAGAAAGAAAAAAAAAAAGAAUGAAUAGCUCUUUACCAGACAUUAAUCAGCUACGCAAUGAUAUUAAUUUCGCCUCUAUUUCACAAUUCUUUCAUACCUUCCAAUCUGCUUUUCGUCCUUGGCCAACAUCAGUUCAAGAUAUUAUUUAUUCACAUAAAUUAGAAAAUAAUGAAUAUGUAUUUCAAACUGAGGAUCUUGAACGUAUGAUUUUAGAAGCAACAGAAAGAAUUCGAUUUGAAGACUUGAUGGUUAGAAUGUUACGUUUAUUAACUCGCAAUCGAUUUAUAAAUAUGUCGAACUGGCAAACAUAUUUUUCUAAAGAAUUUAGUAAAAGAAAAGCUGAAAGUGUGAACCCAUUUAUUGCUAUUAAUAAUAAUAAUAAGGAUGAUGAACAAGCGAAUGAUCAAAAUGAAUUAGUCAAUUAUUUUACUAUGGAUUUAGAUACAAGAGUUUAUCUGUUAUAUUUGCUAUGUGAGUGGCAAUUAGAUGAACCUGAGAAAUUUAGAGAACACUUGGAAUCAGAAGAAGGUUCAGUGCAAUGGAGAGUUGAUCCUAUAGGAUUUGAUAAAAAGGGAAGUACAUUUUGGCUUUUUGAUGAUAAUAGAUUGUAUAAGGAAACACCAAAACCUAAAAUAAAUAAAUCAGCAAAGUUGAAAAAAAAGAGUCGUGUUACAACUUCAUCUCGAAGAAGUUUACGAAGAUCAACUAGAGUUUCAAGUGAUGCAAAAGAGCCAUCAAAUGAUGAAGAAAGUGAGGAUGAAGAGGAAUGGGUACCUUGGAAGUUGAUUUGUUACAGUAAAAAUGAUUGGGAGCAAUUACCCUUGAAAUACGCCAAUAGUAAAAACCCUGAUGAACAAAGCUUCUAUCAAUUACUUGUGGAUGACCUAUUGCCUAAAAUUUUGCCCGUUUUAGAAGAGCAUGAGAAGGAGUUGAAAAAGCAAGAGGCUAUGUGGAAUAGAAAGAGAAGUUCGCGCAUUAUGAUGAAAGAAUUAGAAGCACUUGAAACAUCCUCUAUAGAGAGUUGGAAAACAGAUGAAUUGCAAAGUAAUAGUAAAUCAGGUAGUAGAUCAAGAGCUUCAAGUCGAAUUGAACAAAAGGCAAAAGAAAGAGAAGAGAAAGAAAAGGCAGAGUUGGCAAAGGCAAGAGAACAGCGUCUUUUAGAACGUGAACGACGUAUUAUGGAACGUGAACAUAGAGCUCUAGCACGUGAAAGACGACAAGCAAGUCAGGAAAUCUCUGAUAAUACAAAUGCUACUGGGUUUUCAGAGGAUAAGACUAUUUUACAAGAGCCUAAAGCAAUAAAUAAAGAAGAGCCUUCCACUAAAAAAACCAUUGGAAAAGAGAAUGACAAUAAAGAACAAAGACCAAAACGAAAAUAUGUUUUAAGACCAAAAUAUGAUGAACAUGGUAAUUUAAUUCCUCCAAAAAAGAGGGGUAGAAAACCAAAGAAUAGAACUUUGGAAGAAGAAGAAUGGGCUUUUAAUUGUGUUUGUGGUGUAUCUGGAAAGAAUCUGGAUGAUGGUACGCCUAUGGUUGCUUGCGAGAAAUGUGGAACUUGGCAGCAUAUAGCAUGUCUUCGAAAAUCUGGACAAGUGAAUCAAGAUACAAACCUGAAUAAUAUUAAUUUUAUAUGUCAAAAAUGUGAAAACAGAAAGGAGGAUGAAAUACAACAAUAUAAAAAGCAAAGAAUUGAUAAUUAUAUACCAAUAGCAAAUAGUAAUUAUCAGCAGUCAUAUGCGCCGAUAAAUCCACAUAUCUCCUCCAUACAAUCAUCAUGGCAACUUCAACAGCCUUCUGCAAUUAGAGAAAGUCAUCAUUUAGCAGCUUCACAUCAUAAUCAUCGUUCUGACUCACUAAAUUCAUCACCUAUUAACAAUUCAGUCUACCAACACAUAGCACCUGCUCAAAAUAAUGGCAACACCGUUCCUAUGCAAAAUAAUCGUCCACUGCUACCCUAUCUGCCUAAACAACCACCUCCUAUAAAUAACUAUGUAUCUGCUCAGCAGACCUCUUUUGCACGAUCUCAUUCUAACUCUAAUAUGUCAUUCAACUAUACUACUCAGCAAGCAAUGCAUAUGCCAUUAGCAAAUAAUAAUAUAUCUAUAUCUGACAAUACAAUUAAAGGAGAACCUCAAAAAUCAGUUCCUAAUGAUUCUUCUCAACUUCAAAAUAAUGAAAAAUUAGCAUCUGUGAUAAACGAUCAUCAAAACAGUUCUAAUUCUUUUAAUCAACCUAAUGCAGUUCCUACCGCUUCCACAACGCUGCCAUCUAGUAAUGCUCAUACACUGCCAACAAAUACAUCACAUCAGACAUCUAUUUCUUCGUUAAUUUUACAACCUAUGUCAAACUCUCCAUAUAAAAAAACUAUCGAUUCUUCAAUAGAUAAUAAUUUACAACAAUAAAUGCUAUUACAUAUAAUAUAUAUGUAUAUAUUCAUAUAACAAUUUAUUUUGUUUAUAACUGUUCAUAUCAUUAUACGUCGUAUGUCAACAUUUUGUUU